AUGCACCGAUCGAUGGUGCGAUGCACGUCCUGUCGAUUUUCCGUCCUGGAGGCAUUCACCUCCCUCGCUGGGGUUUCAAUCGCAGUUAAAGCCGCUCCUCCUCCACGACUUCCCCGACCAUCAAGCCAACCAACAAGGAGAUUUACUCGCUUGGCACCUUUACGAGAGUCCGAGGGUCGGCUUGCAUCAGAACCCUCGUCGGCACCCCCUACCGCAACCUCUGCUGUGCCGUGGUACCUGCAAAUCGAAGAUCCUACUCCGCCCUCGCCUAUAUCGCCUCUGCUCGCUUUACAGGAAAUCCCGCCCUUACCACAUGAUCCCCCACCCAUCCUCUCACCUGUCCUUACCCACCUGUCUACGCAAAUCGGGCUCGACAACCUCACCCUUCUGGACCUCCGGCACCUGGACCCGCCACCCGCGCUGGGUUCUAAUCUCCUCAUGAUCAUUGGCACUGCACGAUCCGUCAAACAUCUAAAUGUGUCCGCCGAUAGAUUUUGCCGUUGGGCGAGGAAAGAGUACAAAUUGAGGCCCUACGCGGACGGGUUGCUGGGGAGGAACGAGUUGAAGUUGAAGCUGAGGCGGAAGGCGAGGAAGAUGAAGCUGGCACAGAGCGUGGGAAAUACGGUCGCUAUGAAGGACGCCGAUGACGGAAUCACCACGGGGUGGAUAUGCGUAAAUAUGGGACCGAUUGAUGAUGCGGUGCUGCCUGAAAUGCAGGAAGCCGCCGAAGCUCGUAUGGGAAUAGAGGCUGAAGAGGGACAGCAUGCCUCCUCCGCUUCUCCCACCAACGCCACCAUGACACGAAAGAUGCAGGAGACACUCGCAGAGGAUGAAGAGGAGGAAUACCACAAUCCCGCAGAGGAAUACGUGGGCUUCGGCUCGCGUACAGACUCUCCACGUAUCGUGGUGCAAAUGUUUACCGAAGACAAGCGGGUCGAGAUGGAUUUGGAAGGCCUAUGGGAUGUGCGGAACACGAGACGCGCACAGAGAGAGGAGAAGGCCAACGUCGAAGCCGAGGCUACAGUAGGACGGUUGCAGCAGGAGCAACAAGGGAGAGCAGGUGGCGUCCAAGUCGAUUUAUGA
Molecule: messenger RNA, 1083 nt
Organism: Fonsecaea erecta
Lineage: Eukaryota; Fungi; Ascomycota; Eurotiomycetes; Chaetothyriales; Herpotrichiellaceae
Exons: 1
Coding region: 1-1083 (360 amino acids)
Biological process (GO): mRNA stabilization; mitochondrial proton-transporting ATP synthase complex assembly; mitochondrial gene expression
Cellular component (GO): mitochondrion
Source: RefSeq, a predicted model, not a curated record